Aplysia californica (California sea hare) is the source of this 6184-nucleotide messenger RNA. Its product is annotated as ankyrin repeat and sterile alpha motif domain-containing protein 1B. The record is from RefSeq and is a predicted model, not a curated record. Gene Ontology annotation, cellular component: cytosol. Gene Ontology annotation, molecular function: protein binding. Lineage: Eukaryota; Metazoa; Mollusca; Gastropoda; Aplysiida; Aplysiidae.
ACACUGAAGAGAAAGUGUGUUGAUAUUGCCAGGUGGAAAUUUGCCAAGAAAAAUAUAUAUGACUUAGAUUUUUAAUACUUUUAGGGGAAAAAACUGCACGCAAUCUGAAAACCUUAGAAAUUAGAUGUGUAAAUAAACAGACGGGAAAAUUUCCUACAGAAAUAGUUUCUUUGAAAUUUUUCAUUAAGCCAAGCCAUUUGUUGCAUCUCACGGGGGCGCACAACUGGCUUUUAGGGGGCGCUGGAAGUGUAAAAUACGGAAGUAAAAAUAAUGUGUGUUUUCUCUACUGCUAGAGAGAGUGAUUUCUUCAGGACGUGAUGGAUUUUCAUAAUAUCUUUUCACUGUAGACAGAAAAUACCAAAGCGUGGAUAAAAAUGGGAAAAGAUCAAGAUUUAUUGGAAGCAUGCAGAACGGGAAAUGUUGCUGCAAUCGAAAAGCUGCUGGCAGGCCGUCUUGGUUCAAAGGGAAGGGGAUCGAAAGCCGCAGGAGGAGGGGCACUUUCAUCCAUUUCCAAAAGUCUUUGGAGUUUGAAGAGUGCCAAUGUUAAUUGUGUGGAUGCGAGCGGGGACACACCCCUUCAUUUGGCAGCUCUGAAUGGCCACAAGGAAAUUGUAACGAUGUUACUGGAGUGCGAUGCCUCGCCGACAGUAUUGGACAGCCAGGACUGUUCCCCUCUACACUUGGCGGCGUGGAGUGGACACACAGACAUUUGCAGUCACCUCCUCCACUCCCCUGAUGGGCAGGCCCUGGUGAACUUGCAGACUCGAGACGGCAACACAGCUCUCCAUUUUGCAGCACAGCACGGUCAUGACAAUACGCUGUCCUUGUUGCUACAGAAAAAGGCUGACCCGACCAUACGGAACCUGGAGGACUUGUCUCCCCUGGACCUGGCUGCCCAGUAUGACCGGCUGGACAUUGUGAAACAACUCAUCACCUCGCAUCCUGAGCUUGUAGCACAGAGGUCUGUCCAGCAGACGCCACUGCACCUGGCCUCCAGGAAUGGACACCGGCAGGUCGUGCAGUACCUUCUGGAUUCUGGUUUUCCUUUAGACGCCAAGACUGACAAAGGAACUGCCCUGCAUGAAGCUACUAACUUUUGUAAGCUGGACGUCAUACGCCUGCUCUUGGACAGAGGUAUUGACAUCACAGUGAAGUCUCAGACGGGCUGUACAGCAGAGGAUAUACUCAGGUCAAUACCCUCCAAGGCCGCAGAAGAAGCGCUGAACAUUCUCAAAACGCACAUAUAUCAUCAACGCACACCGGACUCUGACGGGGAGAGAGGAAUUGUGGGAGAAGACAGCAGCACCUCCCGACUGCAUCAGGAGCUGCCACCUCGUCCCGUCACCAUUACCGGCACACCACUGUCGGAAGGGACAGCAGCAAACACAACGACAGCGGCAGCGACAGAAAUACCAGUGAUAACGACAGAUACUCAGCUUCAAAAACCUUCCAUCCCUCCCUCUGCCGAAAGGAAAGCCCAUCUCCAUAAAAGACGGACAAAAAUCCUCACUUGGGUUCUUCCAACCACCGAUGAAGAUUUUGGUCCGCCGCCCAUCCCUCCCCGGCACUCUGUGAGAGAUACAGACAGCCUGGGAAGUUAUAACGGUAUCACUCCACUGAAGGUACCAGCAGACAGGAGUAGCGAGCCGUCCAGUGAUGAGGACAGGGGUAAACUGAGUACUAGCCCAAGGGACGCCAGCCCAUCCACCCGCAGCCCUUCCGACCAGCCGAAGAAGCCACCGAGAAAGAAACCUCUGAGCUUCCGGCGCCAGGACCAGCAGGGUCCGUACAUCACUCCUGCAGCAGCAACAACAGGAGCAGCACCCACGUCCUGCGAUACCGCAGCACCAGCAACAGCCAGCAGUGGCAUCAACAGCAGCGCUCCCAGUGGUGGGUCAGUCAUGCCCGGUGGAAGCAAGUUUUACGUGAACCUUAACCCCGAGGAAGAGCGGGCGGCCUUGGAGGCAAAGAUUGCUGCAGAGGCUCUUGCUCAGAGUCAAGUUCAGGGUCAACUUCAGGGUCAAGUCACAGAGCCAGUUGUUCUAUCUGUUGUUAAUGUUGCUGAGCCGGCUCAAGGCCCCAGGCUGAGCUGUGAACUUAGGGACACACCCCCUCAGCCAGCUGUAGAUGUCGUAAGGGGAAGCGAUUUAGCAGAUCAGGGAUCCAUAAAUACGGAGGAGGUUAAGGCCCCUGAGAAAUAUGUCUGUGAUCGGGAAAGUUUAAAAGAUCUUCCUGUGGAACCAGCAAUCACAAAGCCGCCCAACUCUUUAGACUUUGAUUCUUCUGUCAUCGACGCACAAGUGCAGCAGCAUCAACAGCAACAGCAACAGCAAUUGCCAGUAUCCCCCACGCACCAUCGCCAGCCCCCCACCCCUGACUGCCCUCCGCCAUCCCCAGGGACAGCUCUCCAGAAUAUUCAACGCAAGAUUCAACCCAUGCUGAGAUUUCAUUUUGAUGAAGAAGAGCAAGAUGAGGAAAAGCGUCUUUCUCGCGAUAUGGAAACCAUCACUGACUCGACACUCAUCGGGCCAGAGCAGCUGCCGGCUGCCCCAGGUCCUGUCCCCGUCGAUGACCCCACUCAGGUGGUGACCUUGACCCCGGUGACAGAAGAAACACCACCAGGUCCAAUCGCUGGAGGAAGACCGAUGAGGCCCGACAGGCCAAAGGUCAAACCGAAACCUCUCCCGAGACGGUCUAGCCUGUCUUCAGAGACCAGAGAUCUCCCCGCAGCUGAUGUCGCGCCUUCUGUCGGCUCGUCUGAGGUGGCCUCCGAAGUGUUUAAGGUUCAAGCACCAGUAGCAACAUCAGUGUCCCCAGGUCCCCGCGGCGCUGGUAGUGGUAGUGGUGGUGUGGGUGCCGGAACAGCCUCCAGGGAAGGUUACCAUGGCGCCACGCCAGCCAACAACGCUCUCCAGGGGAAGGUCCUUCGCAAGCAGGGUCAAGUUGGCUCAGAGGAUAACAACGAUGACGUCAGCCGAGGUAGGAGGGCGAGUGAGAAGGGCGUGGUGGUACUCACGGAGGACGAAGGAGCUUCUGCGACUACCAGGGAUAGGAUUGUUUCCUCUUCCUCCUCCUCUUCCUCUUCGUCCUCCAACAGUUCGCGACCGACAAGUCAUUGCGGCAGCUGUAGUGGUGGGGGUGAUGGAGGAAGCGGUGCCGGCGGAGAUGUGGACCAGAGGGUGGAGGGUUCGAACAUGGUGGAGGUGAUGGGCGAGCAGGUGCAGAUGCGGCGUUCUGUCAGCGCGGGGAACGAGCCGCUUGACUGGGAGGGACACGUGUUUGCCGACUAUGAACCAUAUCUGCUGCGCGGAUCUGUGGUGGGCGGCGCCCGUAGCGUGGUGCACCAGCUGGCCGGGGACAAUGCCAGCGCGGCCGGACUGAGGAAGAAGCGAAAGUCCACCGCCUCCUCCGCCUUUGUCACCUUUGCCCCCGUCAUGGAGGAAGACAAGGACCUUGACCCGGAUAAGAUCAGCGCAACGUUUGAGACCUUCGGCGUGGGACUAUCACGCGAGUCUGUGUUUGUCGUAGAGCAUGAGGCCAAUUUUGCCAAGUUUCUUUCAGCCGGUAAAACAGGUGAGACGAAAAUCCAAAGUGUCGGGGAAUGGCUGACAGACAUUGGUCUGCCUCAGUACGAGAACACGUUGGUUGCUAACGGAUUUGACGACACUGAUUUUCUAGGUGGAACAAUAUUAGAGGACCAAGAUCUUUCAGCUAUCGGAGUGGAGAGUGCUGCACACAGGAAAACUAUCCUGGAAGCAGCGAGCAGAUUAUCAGCAUUACAACCCUUAGACCCAGACAACCUUCCAGACUCGGUGGCCGACUGGCUGGGAGGGCUCCGGCUCGACUUCUACUACGACACGUUCAUGACACACAAGUAUGACACAAUAGAGCGGGUCGUCAGGCUCUGGGAGCUCGAGCUGGUCACGGUUUUGGACAUCACCUCUAUUGGUCACAGAAAAAGAAUCCUGGCUUCAUUAGGAGACAAGCGACCAGAGACUACCAGUCCGGCGCGAACAAGAAUUCCCAGUUCAGACGGUUUCCCUGAGUCCCGUUCUCCGUUUGACCAUGUGGAUCUGUUCAAAGACUACACGGGCGUACGCUCCAGGGUGGCAGAUCCGGGCCAAGAGGUCAUGGGACAGGGGCCAUUACUAGACUUCGAAAAUUCCAAGGAUGGAGAGCAUCUGAAGGGUCAGGGCAUCCGAGACAGCUCCAUCCACAUCAGGGCCCCACACCUCAUGCACUACACGGGGCCUAUCAAGCAGUGGAGGCACAAGCCAGAGAUCCUCAUCAAGGGAUGCUGCAACUACACUGCUCAUUAUCUUGGCUCCACGCUUGUGAAAGAUCUCAAAGAUGUGAUUUCCACUCAGGAAGGCAUUACCAAGCUGAAGCAUCGCUUACGAAGGAAAUUACAGAAAUCCUCGGAGGUGAUCAGUAAAAUCCCGACCAUCAUGUUGUCCAUAUCAUUCAAAGGAGUCAAGUUCAUCGAUGCAGCUUCCAAGAAAGUGGUCUGUGACCACGAGAUCGCCAACAUCUUUUGCGCAUGUCAGGACAGCGAGCACAUGAACUUCUUCGCCUACAUCACCAAAGACAGACAGGCGGGCAAGCACUAUUGUCACGUGUUCAGCGUACGGAGCAAGAUGAAGUGCUGUACCUGAUCUCACUGAACACACAACCUCGACAGCCUGUGGUCCCGCUGACAGAGCAGAGUAUAGACUAAAGCUCAGGUGUCAGACGUUCUGCGACGUGAGUGCCCUCACGUGUUCACGACUCUUGUGGGUCUGGCGUCGUUGCCAGGGUGGGGAGGACAACGGUAUACGAAGCAGACAGUGCCAUGUUUAAACUGUGAGUUUUCUGUGAAUCCUGAAGAAGGCCAGUUGGAACACCCGUGUCAUUGUGUUCAUUUGCAGCACAUGUGUGUACAUUUGGAUUUCCUCUUGAAUUAUGGUCCCCCUUUAUGAAGAUACAGUAGAGAUUUUGUGAAAGUUUACUUCUUUGAAUAUGUUACAAACCUUCCAGUUUUGAAUGAGGUUGAAGAAUGCAAGUGUUGUGCUAGCAAUCGUCAUAUGAAAAUUAGAAGGGUUGUAUAGACUGCAUUUUAUGUACUUUUGAGAUAUUGGACGUCAAAGUUUGUAAGUUCUAAAUACAAACGCAGAAAAAUUUUUUUUCUCGUAAUGGCUUUUUUUGCAGACCAGAUUAGUCAAUUGAGAACAACGCAUGGAUCACCGUGCAGGGUAGUACAUUGGCGAUCGAAGCUGUAACUCAAAACAUCCACAAAACGCAGUUCGAACCUUUUAAAUUUCAUGCGACGAAUUUUCUUUCUUUCUUUUUUCAAGAUGUGAUGUUAUCUUAUUUCUACUGGGAUCUUGGUCGACUGCCCUACUGGAACUGGUAGCGUUGUGAGUUGCUUGUGUUGUUUUUUUCAGAGGUUGAAGGGGUGGGAUAGGGUUCGUUUCUGCCAGUAAAUUUGUACUGUGGUUGAACGUGUUUUGUUGGUCACAAGGAAACUAUGUGGUUUAUAAAUUAUUCCUUUUUCAAACUGAGUUCAUGAUGAUACUACUGUCAAAUAAAUGUGGUCAGUAUUUUGAUUAAACAAGAAAUCACAUGCUGUUGAUAUACUAUUCCUAUUUAACAUUUCUUUUCUUGAAAAAGGUUACUCAUGGUGCUAGUGCUUGUACUGAUGAUGGGUGAAUCUGUCCUGACCCUAGAAAUUCUGGGAAAAUUCAUGAGUCUGUACUGAUACACCGAAACGCAAUUUGUCCUAUUGAUUUUUUCUCGUGUCAUACCUUCAUGCGUUUUAUAAACCCAUAAGCACGACCUCAGUGGUUGUAUUCAUUUAUUAGUUGCUUUAUAGUGCUUUGUUUGUCAGUAGUAAUUCAAUUCGAUGCUGGUUCUCAUUAGAAUUCUGGAUUAGUCUAUUAUAUAUAUACAAUUGCUAUAGAUUUAUCAACUUGAAAAUGAAGUCCCAGUAUGAUUACAUUUAUUAUUUAAAUCAUUUUAAAGAGUUUUUUUAACACAAUUUUUUGUUUGUUCCAUGAGUUGUAGCCAAGAUUAAAAAUAACUUUCCAGAUUUUUAUUGAUAUAAGGAUAAAUGUGUGGGAUGUCGAACUUUGGUCAGCUUCCCGGACAAAGCCUAGCUGUGUUUAGAAUAAUGUGUUCUUAAUAUGGGUUGGGGGGGGGGGGGGGG